AACAUUCCCCAUCCCUUUCGCUUACAGAGGACAUUGGCGAUGAGCGCGAAGUCACGUAGACCAAGACUGAAACGCAUUGAAGUGCAUGGAAGGCAUUUAGUUCGUCGCAAAAUCAGCCUUUUUCCGCUUUGUAAAUCGAAGAGGAAAUUAUACUUGAUCUGAAGUAUGGCCUUUCAAAUCUUCGGACUGCCCUUGAUAGGCAACAUGUUUGUUCCUGUUUUGUCUGCGUUAGUUUUGCUCCUCGUCAUAAGCCACUUUUUCUCCGAGAACAAAAAAGGUUCUUCCUCACCAGAGUCUUCAGCCAAGUCCAGCACCACAUCAGCAGUUUUAGAAUCGAAGGCAGCAAAGUCUGCUGAAGUGGAGGAUAGCAAUUUAGAGACUCUAUCGACAACCAGUGACUUGUCGCAGUCGACCGGUGACAGCAGCAGUGAAGAUAAUAAGGAAGUCGAGACCAAGAAAAAACGGAAGAAGAAAUCCUGCUGCGGUACCAAGGGAGCUUGUUGCAAGACCAAGAAGAAGAAUCUUGAUGGAGAGGCUCAUGACGGUGGAGAGAAAGAAAAAAAAUGUGGUUGUUCUUGUGGAUCAAAGGAAAAGGGUGAUGCUGAUGCUUCAAGCUCUGAGGUCAGCAGUGACUCUGAUUAUCAUUCAGAGAUUUUGGACGUUGAGGACUUAGCUGGUCUUUUAAACGGAUGCAGCACGGAAUCAGAAUCUACCACAAAAACAAAGAAAGUUCCAGUUGGCAAAGUGAGACUGAGACGACUCAACAAUAGCCGCCCCGCAGCUAAUUAGAAGAUUAGGACUUAACGUAUUUAUUUGAAAAAUAGUGACCUCUCCAGCGUAAUACUUGUAAUUUUUUAGUUAGUGAAUUAACUGCCAAGCGCAUAUGCAAUUAUAUAUCGAUAGAUUUAAAUUAAGACUGCUUUAUUGUUAGCCUUGGAAAAAUGACAAUGUCUGAAUUGUUUUAAAAAUAUUCCUUUUGGCAAAAUGUAUCGACUGAUCAGUUUUUCAGAUAAUUUUGCCACUUUGUGUUUUUUUUUUAAAUGUAAAAAACACGCAAUGUAUACUACACGUAUAUUUAUUAAGUUAGAUCUAAUUAUGUUUAAUAUCACGUUUUAGUUUUUGUGAGCACUUUUGGAAAAGAAAUUGUGCCAAAAUAUUGUUGUUUUUUUGUACUUUGUGUGCAUAUUUUUGCUAGAUUUAGUUCUUUCCAAAUAAAAUCAUUGCCAACAAGUGGUCAUGUUUUGCAAUGCAUAAUAUAAAAUUA
Neocloeon triangulifer is the source of this 1264-nucleotide messenger RNA. RefSeq lists its product as uncharacterized. The coding region runs from base 166 to 789 and encodes 207 amino acids. The record is from RefSeq and is a predicted model, not a curated record. Lineage: Eukaryota; Metazoa; Arthropoda; Insecta; Ephemeroptera; Baetidae. The transcript has 5 exons.